This is a messenger RNA of Phragmites australis (common reed), 1892 nucleotides long. RefSeq names its product histone acetyltransferase GCN5. Lineage: Eukaryota; Viridiplantae; Streptophyta; Magnoliopsida; Poales; Poaceae. Gene Ontology annotation, cellular component: histone acetyltransferase complex. Gene Ontology annotation, biological process: positive regulation of transcription by RNA polymerase II; chromatin remodeling. Gene Ontology annotation, molecular function: histone H3 acetyltransferase activity; protein binding. The record is from RefSeq and is a predicted model, not a curated record. The transcript is spliced from 13 exons. Bases 173 to 1702 code for a protein of 509 amino acids.
GAUCCCUACUGCAGUGACAAGCCCAUUCACUGCGGUCCCACUUGCCAGUGAGACAACCAGAGCCAGUAGCGCUUUCCUCUCCUUCCGCAUCACGAACAUCGGACGACCUCGGAAGCUUCCAGAUCUCCGCGAAACCCUAACCCCCAGAACGUUCUAGAACCCGUUCCCGCGCAUGGACGGCCUCGCGACGCCCUCGCCGUCCCACUCCGGAGCGACCUCCGGCGGUGGCGCCUCCCACCGCAAGCGGAAGCUCCCGCCGUCGUCGCUCUCCGACGCCACCGCCGACGAGGACGACGACACCACCGCGCCGUCGUCCCCCUCCACUGCGCCCUCCUCUCCAUCUCGACCGUCGUCGCCGUCCUCCUCCCACUCCGACGACGACGACGACGACUCGCUCCACACAUUCACCGCCGCGCGCCUCGACGCCGCGCCGGGGUCCGCCUCUGGCCGUCCACCGAAACCAGAUUCCUCGUCCGUAUCUGCUUCUGCCGCCGCUGCAGCCGCGGCGGCGGCGGGCCCGAAGCCUGAGCCCGGCUCCGCGGCCGCCGGCGACGGGAAGGAGGACCCCAAGGGGCUGUUCACGGACAACAUCCAGACCAGCGGCGCGUACAGCGCUCGUGAGGAGAGCCUCAAGCGCGAGGAAGAUGCCUGUAGGCUGAAAUUUCUCUGCUAUUCUAACGAUGGGGUUGAUGAACACAUGAUCUGGUUGGUAGGUUUGAAGAACAUCUUCGCUCGUCAGCUUCCUAAUAUGCCCAAAGAGUAUAUUGUUCGUCUCGUUAUGGAUAGAACUCACAAGUCAAUGAUGGUUAUCAGGAAUAAUAUUGUUGUAGGAGGCAUUACUUACCGCCCUUAUGCAAGCCAGAGGUUUGGAGAAAUAGCAUUUUGUGCCAUUACAGCUGAUGAGCAAGUUAAAGGCUAUGGAACAAGGUUAAUGAAUCAUUUGAAGCAACAUGCCCGAGAUGCUGAUGGACUCACACAUUUCUUAACCUAUGCAGAUAACAAUGCUGUUGGCUACUUUGUAAAGCAGGGUUUCACAAAGGAGAUCUCAUUGGAAAAAGAAAGAUGGCAUGGGUACAUCAAAGACUAUGAUGGAGGAAUUUUGAUGGAGUGUAAAAUUGAUCCAAAGCUGCCAUAUGUUGAUCUGGCAACAAUGAUCCGGCGCCAGAGGCUGGCCAUUGAUGAGAAGAUCAGAGAGCUUUCUAACUGCCAUAUUGUUUAUUCAGGAAUCGAUUUUCAAAAGAAAGAUCCAAGAAGACUGAUGAAACCAGAAGACAUCCCUGGUCUGAGGGAAGCUGGGUGGACACCUGAUCAGUGGGGUCACUCCAAAUCACGUGCAGCCUUUUCCCCGGAUUAUAGUACUUACAGACAGCAGCUUACUAAUCUUAUGCGUCUAUUGUUGAAGAGUAUGAAUGAGCAUCCUGAUGCUUGGCCAUUCAAAGAACCGGUGGAUUCACGUGAUGUUCCAGACUACUAUGACAUUAUCAAAGAUCCUAUUGAUUUGAGGACAAUGUCAAGAAGAGUGGAGUCAGAGCAGUAUUAUGUGACCUUAGAGAUGUUUGUUGCCGACAUGAAGAGAAUGUUUAACAAUGCAAGAACCUACAACUCUCCUGAUACGAUCUAUUACAAAUGCGCCACACGGCUUGAAAAUUUCUUUUCAGGAAAAAUCUCAUCGCAUCUUGCACAAGCCUCGACCAAGAGCUAGACUAGUGUGCUUUCCUCGACAUGGUUGCUUGUUGUAAAAUUGUUGAUUUGUUGUGCGGCUUAGCGAUGUAGUGUUAGUAUAAUAUCGUCUAAUGAUUGUAAUCUGUAGCAUGAGCGAGAAUUAAACAUAUUUGGGCUCUAUUCAGCCUUCACACAUCUGUAGACUAAAGGGAUUAGCGUGCUUUGAAGAA